Molecule: messenger RNA, 2232 nt
Organism: Nicrophorus vespilloides
Lineage: Eukaryota; Metazoa; Arthropoda; Insecta; Coleoptera; Silphidae
Gene: Nup75
Product: nuclear pore complex protein Nup85
Exons: 5
Coding region: 232-2154 (640 amino acids)
Biological process (GO): mRNA export from nucleus; protein import into nucleus; positive regulation of DNA-templated transcription
Cellular component (GO): nuclear pore outer ring
Molecular function (GO): structural constituent of nuclear pore
Source: RefSeq, a predicted model, not a curated record
CAAUGUAAUGUAAUAAUUCAAAGUUGCAGAAAUUGUUUAACAAUAGAUUGGUAUAUUGUUGGUACACCUGUUUCACACUAUGUGAUGUGAAGCGGUUAAGCGGUUAGUUUACAUGAAAUCGUGUGGCUUUGUUAUUGUUUCGCGCUUGGAGUGGUUUGGUGUUCUACUUCUUUUCUUGGAGUUUAAAACGUAAAUAUUUGUGCCUGAGUUGAAUUACUAUACUGUUAAAAAAUGGAGGACGAAAAUUUAAAGACCUUUUUGAUACCAAAUGAUUUAUGUAAGAGCGCUGGAAUAGCUGGCACUUGGAUGUCAGGAAACAAAAUUGGUGUAUUUCCUUAUCACAAUAUUAAUCAUAGUAGCAAAGAUGCCCCUAGUCAAUACACAAAGAAUGUUCCAUCUUCAGUAUUCCAUGUGAAGCAUGAGGUUGUGCUAUUUCACCCAAUCUUAAGGAGAUUGGUCACAGAGUCCAUGGGAAUUUUUCUCAAUCUGCAGACUGUUGUUGAAAACAAACCCUCUGAUUAUAAACAGCACUUGCAACAGUUUAGUGUGCAGUAUCGUUCUGUUAUUAGAGCCAGCUUGGAGAAUCUCAGAGAUGAGGUGCUGAGAGCCACAGGAGAGGAGAGAGAGACCUUACAGAACUUUAUAACAAUUUUCUAUUCAGUGGAAUGCAUCUGGCAUCUUUGUGAAAUCUUAUAUAUUGAAAAUAUUCCAGGACAUGUGGUGAUUAAGCACCUGUUGGAGUGGGUCAGAUUCCAUUUUCCGAAAUAUGAAAGAAAAGCUGCUUUUUUACUUUCUGGUGAGUCAAUUGGUUCACUGGAAUCAAGGCAAGAUUAUUGGGAAACCGUUAUUGGAUGUCUGCUUCAAGGCAGAGUGGAAGUAGUCAGGGCACUGCUUUCCUGUCAUUCCGCCGCAAAUAGUACUCAUUUUAAAUUAGCAGAUCAAAUUUUGAAAAGUAUGCCGACAUACGGGGUUUAUGAAGGCGUUUCUGUUCAGGAGUUCAAUUUACGAUGGAAGCAUUGGCUAGUUGAUACGCAAUCAAAAAUUGACUCAAAAUUAUUUAUUAGUGAGAAGAAUUUACAUUUAAUGAUGAGACUUAUUGUCGGCGAAGAAAUGGCAUGGUCUGAAGUCCAGAGCCAGUGCGAGGCGUGGUACGAACUCCUGGCCGCUUGGUUGUUUUAUACUGAACCAACUGUGAAAUCAUUUGAAUUGGGCGCAUUUGCAAAGAGGUGUAUAUCACGGAUGGGAACUAGAAUGCAUCACUUGGACAGAGUUCUAUUGGCUGCGAUGGAAGGAGAUGUUCAAAUUAUUAAGGAAAUUCAACAUAUGACAGAAAACGGAUGGUUCGUGACGCAUCUGAUGGACUUGUUAUACCACUGUGAACAGUUGGAGAAAUGGCAGACUGACAAAGAAGAUUCCUUAAAACUGAGACAUUCAUUCGUCUUUGAAUAUGGUAAUACCCUGGCGGGACAUAAAUCCUUGUGGCAGCUAGGUCUCAACUACUUGGAUCACUGUUUUCCUGAUGGUUUAGCUGCCAUAGAACUACUGUUGCCUAGGGUGCCCAUAAACGACGAAUCUAAAGCGCACAGAGUGAUUCAAGAGGCACAAAAGCGUGGCCUAUCUCAUAUUGCACAUUCAGUCGCUAAAAUUGAAGGCUUGAAGUCGUUGAGGAACGAUAGAAUGGGCAAUGCUCUGGUGUGGGCUUUAAGAUCCCAAGACUCGAAUUUUGCGUCGUUCCUUGCAGACAAAUUUCUUAAAAAAUAUGUGGAUACUGGAAUUCUUCCAAAUGUCGAUUUAUUGAGUUACCUGGGAUCCUGUAUGAUGGCCAGCGACAGGUUAAUAUUCUUAGGCAAAUACUACCAAUUCAAUAAAUUGCAUAAAGACAAGAGUUAUCGCGAGGCGGCGAAAGCGCUGGUUUCGCUGAUUGCGUCAAAAUUUACGCCAAAAUUUUUUUGGAGUACCUUGUUGUCCGAAGCAUUGACACUUCUGGAAUGUGAUGAACUUUUGCUAUCAUCUAAUGAUGUAUUCAAUCUGUUGAAUGCGGUCGAAGAGAGAUUGGAUUGCCUGUGUGAACUGGAUGAAUUGGAGCCUUUAAUUAGGUUAGGCAUAGCUAGAAAUCUCUCUAGGGCAUUAACGUACGAGGCGCAGUAUACGUGAAAGCUCAAGAUUCCAUGUCUGUUGUGACGUUUUCUUUUCUUUCUCUAAUACAUUUAAAUAAAUUAUAUAACUUGGUUA